AUACCUGUCAGCUGUCAACUUUUUACAUUCUGCCAUUCGGACCGAUAGCAAUCGUUCUGCGCCAGAAAAUCGUCUAUUUUUCUGCCUCGCCGCAAAUUUUGAUCCCGCAGAAUCCGAAAUGGCUGAUCUAGGCGCCCCAGUUCGCGUAUCCCCGCUGAUCCGGUUCGGCCGUUGGUCCUUCCUGGUUGUCGGUGUAGCAUACGGUGCUUACCAUCAGCAGCGUCUGGCCAAGCGUGAGGUUGGAAUUCGUGAGAUCGAGGCACAACAGAAGGUUAUUCGUGACGCUAAACUGGCCGAAGAGAAGAAGCGAAACCAGGAAGCCGAAGCUAAGGCCAUCGCUGAGCUGUCUACACCCUCCAAGAAGUGAACACAGCGAAAGGAUGAAUCCUCUUCCGUUCUAGGACACGGACCAUCUUGUGUCUUGUAAAUGCUGCAGUACUGGAUGAUGAAUAAAUUCUUUCAUAGGAAGUAAAAUAA
Molecule: messenger RNA, 477 nt
Organism: Anopheles maculipalpis
Lineage: Eukaryota; Metazoa; Arthropoda; Insecta; Diptera; Culicidae
Gene: ATPsynE
Product: ATP synthase subunit e, mitochondrial
Exons: 3
Coding region: 119-367 (82 amino acids)
Biological process (GO): proton motive force-driven ATP synthesis
Molecular function (GO): proton transmembrane transporter activity
Source: RefSeq, a predicted model, not a curated record